Molecule: messenger RNA, 2362 nt
Organism: Salmo salar (Atlantic salmon)
Lineage: Eukaryota; Metazoa; Chordata; Actinopteri; Salmoniformes; Salmonidae
Gene: sdr42e2
Product: short chain dehydrogenase/reductase family 42E, member 2
Biological process (GO): steroid biosynthetic process
Molecular function (GO): oxidoreductase activity, acting on the CH-OH group of donors, NAD or NADP as acceptor
Source: RefSeq, a predicted model, not a curated record
GUCUCAGGUGAAGCCACAAGUGAUUGUCAGACAAAGGUUGUCAGCGUAGACUGCAGGGACCUGCGAGAGGGGUGUCAAAAUAUAAAAAGGGGGAUCUUUUAAUGAUAUGUAUUCAAUGGACAUAAGCAGAUAUAUGACAGUACGUUGAAAGGGUUCCGAAUUCCAUCUAUCGCAAGAGGAGUCUGAAUGGAGUUGUGUGGCCCCAGUAUGAAGGACAACGGAGGUUCUCUGUGCCAGACAGAGCAGCUACCCUACCCCUGUGUCCCCCUGCCUGACCCAGGCAGUGCUGGGUGCCGUAUACAGGCUAAUAGACACCUUCACAACCACCACCUCAACCAUCAGCUCCAGUCCUGGGUGAGCCGACCAGCCCCAGACCUAACCUCAACCCCAACUCCAGCCUCCCGACACAGGGCCAAUGGGGUGGUGGGUGCCUGGUGCAGCAGCCCAGAGUGUCCAGCCUCCCGCCUGGAUGAAGUGACUGAUCAGGCCUUGAGAGGGUCAGGGAUGGGGACAGGCAGGGUGCUGGUGACCGGGGGAGCAGGAUAUUUUGGGUUGAGGCUGGGGAGAGCUCUGGUCAGCCAGGGAGUGUCUGUGGUGCUGCUGGAUCUUCACAAGCCACAGUGGGAUACUCCAGACGGUACUGUCUUCCAUCAGAGCGACAUCCGGGACUAUGAUUCUCUGUAUAAGAUCUGUGAGGGGGUCGACUGUAUAUUCCACACCGCUUCCUAUGGGAUGUCAGGCCCAGAACAGCUGAGGAAAGAGCAGGUGGAGUCGGUCAACGUCGGAGGGACGAACAACGUCAUUAAUGUGUGUGUGGAGAAGGGCAUCACCAGGCUGGUCUACACCAGUACGAUCAAUGUGACGUUUGCUGGCAAACCCAUAGAGGAGGGCGAUGAGGACUCAUUGCCCUGUGUGCCCCUGGACAUGCACAUAGACCACUACUCCAGGACCAAAUCUAUCUCUGACCAGAUGGUCCUAACAGCCAAUGGACGCUCACUCAAAGGUGGGGGUCUGUUGCGGACCUGUGUCCUGAGACCCUCAGGCAUCUAUGGGCCAGAAGAGAGACGACACCUACACAGGGUUAUGGUGAAUGUGGAGCGCCGGUUGUUCAGUUUUAGCUUUGGAAACCGCCAGGCCAAGAUGAACUGGGUCCAUGUGGACAACCUGGUGUUGGCCCACGUCCUGGCUGCUGAAAGCCUCACACCCAAGAGGAACUGUGUGGCUAGUGGACAGGCCUACUUCAUCAACGACGGGGAAUCUGUCAACCUGUUUGAAUGGUUAACACCACUGUUUGAGAAGCUGGGGUACAGCCGACCGUUGAUACACUUGCCUGUCUCACUGGUCUAUUCAGCAGCCAUUCUGAUGGAAUGUUUACACCUGGCUCUGAGGCCAAUAGUGGAGAUCCCUCUGCUCUUCACCAGAAAUGAGGUGAGGAACAUUGCAGUGAGCCACACCUUCAAGAUCGAGAAGGCCCGUCGAGAUCUGGGCUACUGCCCCAGACGCUACAGCCUGGGGGACUCAGUGGACCAGUACAUACGGUCCCGACCAUCCCGCUCCAGGCCCUCCCCCCUAGGCCCCUCUCGGACUGUUCCCCUGCUCCUGGUCCUCCUGCUGGUGUUGGGGUUCAGCCUGGCUGUCCUCCUGCUUUGCUCCUGGCUCUGGGAACACUAGGUAGCUACUGUGGCUAAAACUUAAGUAACAGCCCACUAAGACCCAACCUAAAUCUUAACUCAGCUAAUACACUCACUAAUAAGUUUUAUUUGUUAGCCGCCUUUCUGGACACCUAUGGUCUUGGCCUUACGUCAAGCUAAAAGCAAUGAUAGAAAGCAUGCAUAGUGUACAUCUAGAUACACAUAGAAGACCACAUGAAUAUACCACAUACUGUUGACCUAAUGCUAGCAACUCCGCCCUUCUAUAAUGUUUACCAUGUUAUCGUACAGUUGACUAAGGCUGUAGAUGGAUGAUGAUCAAAUGUGUAGUAUGUAGAAUAUUUGAAAUAAUAUGGCGCUUUGUUCAAACCCUAUUGCCUUUCAUAGGGUGGAGUGUAUCAUAUAUUUGGGUUUAUUUUCUUGAGAAAGAAGUUCUUAUAUUGAACCAGAGAAUCAUAAUGUGAAUACAGUACAGGGCUUUAAUAUGGUCAUAAACCUAUUGACCAUUCCUUAAACGUAUUUUGAUUCUAUAGCAGUUUUGUGUAGGUGCGUGUAGGUGUCAGUCUAUAUGCAAGUACGUCAUACCAGACUUGCAAAGUAUUAGGUAUGACUAUGACUUUGGUAUGACUUUCUGUGAAAUUAGAAAUUAAACAUUUUAUUGGACUGAAGUGAAAACUGAAGUUUUAGUAAAAAGGAUUCCUCUUUGCAUUGAU